This is a messenger RNA of Trematomus bernacchii (emerald rockcod), 1682 nucleotides long. It is a transcript of the gene lrrc10, whose product is annotated as leucine rich repeat containing 10. Bases 285 to 1109 code for a protein of 274 amino acids. The record is from RefSeq and is a predicted model, not a curated record. Lineage: Eukaryota; Metazoa; Chordata; Actinopteri; Perciformes; Nototheniidae. The transcript is spliced from 2 exons. Gene Ontology annotation, molecular function: protein binding.
CCACUGAGCGAUAUGAGAGGACUACACUGGGGAAUAUCUGCCCUGGGAAAACAAUGUUUUCAGCCCAUUAAGUUGGAUAAACAAAUGGCUUACUGUAGGUGCUGAAAGGCGUGGACACCAGCAGGAAAACAGUGGAAAAUCAAUAACUCCAGAAGGGCGGUGGAGCAGCAUUAAUGGGAUGCCAUGAUAUUUACUUGAAGACGCCAACUGCCUACCUCAGUGAAACCCUUUGUCUGGCACUAAAUUGAUGAGGAGGACCAUUGGUGUUUCAGAGACUGGUAGAGAUGGGUAAUGCCAUGCGGGGCGUAGUUGCGUUCAUUCCCUCAGAGCGCUGUCAACGCUUCCUGGUGGGGGACCUGAAGGAGAUGCCACUUGAUCGGACCCUGGACCUCAGCAGCCGGCAGUUGCGUCGGCUACCUGUUGCUGCCUGUGUUUUCGGUGAGCUGGUAAAGCUCUACCUGAGUGACAACAACCUCAGCAGUUUACCAGCUGAUCUGCAGGGCCUGAAGAAGCUGCAGCUCCUUGCCCUCGACUUCAACUGCUUUGAAGAGCUCCCUGCAGCUGUUUGCAGACUGCCUCAGCUGAGCAUCCUUUACCUGGGCAACAACAGGCUCUACAGUCUCCCCAGAGAACUAAGAGAGCUCAAGGAGCUUAAUACUCUGUGGCUGGAGACUAAUUGCUUCACUGUUUUCCCUCAGGUGAUUUGUGAGCUCCCUAAUCUCAAGACCCUGCACCUUGGUUAUAACCAGAUACAGAGUUUACCAAGAGAGCUUGGAGUGCUGGAAGAGCUGAGAAGUAUCUGGAUUGCUGGGAACCAGCUGGCAGCGUUCCCACCAGUGUUGCUGGAAAUGCACUUUCUAGCCGUCAUUGAUGUUGAUCGGAACCAAAUACGCUACUUCCCCUGCCUGUCUCACAUGCUGGGGUUGAAACUUGUCAUCUAUGACCACAACCCCUGUGUUAACGCCCCGGUGGUGGGCGAGGGAUGCAGGAGAGUCGGGCGCUGGGCAGACAGCUCAGAUGAUGAGCAGGAAGAUGAUGGGUCAAAAGCAGCGGGUGACACUACAGUAGAGGUCACAGAGGUACACCCUGAGGAGGAGCACAACAUUUAGGGUCAAGGAACAAAGUGACCUGAAGCUGUGACGAGGCGUGGGUGACAUUCAAGUGGAACACUUGACGCUGAGUGGUGUGUUGUACACAAGGCUGAUGGCAUGUGGUCUAUAUAUGGUAAAGGAAAGUUGUUGUAAAAACCAUGUGAGUCAAAGGGGACGUUUGAUAAUGAUUCUAUAAAAUGUUGGGGCCUUAUUUGAAUUAGUAAAACUCUGUAAAUGGAUUCAAUGAAAGCUUCAGUGACAUUGGAAAUGUAAUUCCCACCAACAUCAGAUGUUCUGUAAUUCAAACAUUUUAAACAUCUUUAUCUUAUGGUAUUAAACAUAUAUCUUGUGAUCUUUCCAAGUUUUGUACGAUGAAUCCAUCAGAACUGGCAUUUGUACAGUAUGUCGACUUGAUAAACUGUGUGAGUGCAAAAGACUUCUGUUAAAUUGACAGCGCAGUUGGGCGGUAUGGCAGAGAUGGAGGAAAUAGAAAGGAUUCAUUACACUCAUGUUGUUGAAGCUGAGUAUGAGAUGAUAUCUGUACCUACUGAGGCCAAAUACAGUGAGGUUUUUAAUACAAGUGAUGGAUGG